CGUUUUAGUUAAUAAAUAUAAUAGUGAAAAUAUGUCUUGGGACGACGAAGAUUUUGAUGUUCCCACCACCUCAUCAAAUACCAAGGCCACUCUUGGUUCAUGGGAAGAUGAAGAAGAAGAUGCAGCUGUAUUAGAAUCAUGGGAUAUUGAUGAAGAAGAAGAAGAAAGAAAGAAGAAAGAAGCUGAAGCUCAAAAGGCUAAAGAAAGAGCUGAAUUAAAGAGAAAACAAGAUGAAGCUAAAGCUAAAAAGGCUGCUUCUAAAUCAGGUGAACAAGUUUUGUUAGAAAUUGAUACCCUUGAUGAACAUACCAGAAGAGAAGUUUUAAAGGAAGCCGAAAAGCAUUCAGACUUAAAAAAUACUCAAGAUUUAUUCGGAGAAUUAUCUGUAGAUGAUGGACUCGAUUUCAAUAAGUUGAAUGAACACCCAAGAGAAGCAAUCACCAAGGCUGCUAUCGCUGCUGCCCAAGCCAAAAGACCCGUCAUUACUAAAGAUACUCCAUUAGAAGUUCACCCAUUAUUUCAACCUGCAACUAAAGCUGAAUUUGAAAAAUUAAGAAAAACUUUAGGAACUACAUUGACCAAAUUAGCUGACGAUUCUUUAUUGAAUUAUAGUUCAUCUUUAGCUAUUGAUUUAAUUAGAGAUUUGGCUCAACCUUUAUCUCUUGAAAAUGUUAGAAAACUUGUAUCUACUUUAAAUGUUUUAGUUAAAGAUAAGGAAAGAGAAGAAAGACAAGCAAGAUUAAAGAAAACUGGUGGAACUGCUUCUGGUGGUGCUGGUAAGAAAAAGGCUAAGCCUGCUGCCAGACCAAAUGUUGGAGGAUUCAAAAAGGAUGGAAUUGAAGAUGACUUUGAUGACUUUGGUGAUGAUGAUUUCAUGUAAUUAAAGAUAGCAUUAUUCCCUUUCUUACUUCAUAAAUAGAUCUUUUUCUUAUCUAAUUUAUUUCACUUUCACAUUUGGUUGUUUCAGGUUGACUUUCUGUUACAUUACGGUAUUAAUAUCAGUUGGCUUUUUUUUAAUUUUUUAUUGAUUAUAAUAUUUAUAACUUUAAUGCAUAGAUUAUAAUUUAUAGAAUCUUUCGAAGGAUUACUUUGUAUUUUAAUGGAC
This is a messenger RNA of Scheffersomyces amazonensis, 1105 nucleotides long. It is a transcript of the gene HCR1, whose product is annotated as translation initiation factor eIF3 subunit j. The transcript has a single exon. The record is from RefSeq and is a predicted model, not a curated record. Gene Ontology annotation, cellular component: eukaryotic translation initiation factor 3 complex; cytoplasm. Lineage: Eukaryota; Fungi; Ascomycota; Pichiomycetes; Serinales; Debaryomycetaceae. Gene Ontology annotation, molecular function: translation initiation factor activity. Bases 32 to 880 code for a protein of 282 amino acids.